Molecule: messenger RNA, 669 nt
Organism: Exophiala xenobiotica
Lineage: Eukaryota; Fungi; Ascomycota; Eurotiomycetes; Chaetothyriales; Herpotrichiellaceae
Exons: 1
Coding region: 1-669 (222 amino acids)
Molecular function (GO): metallopeptidase activity
Source: RefSeq, a predicted model, not a curated record
AUGAAGUACCCCUACGACUUUGUCCUCAACGCCAAGAAACCUGGUGGCAGCGACGUUAGCCCUGGCAGAAGACUUUUGUACAGCUGCGCCGAGAGCAGAGACCCGAAAUAUGGCAACUGCCGACCAAAGGUUGGUGCAUACACCUCCAAUCCCGUCCAAGCGUUCGAGGGCAGAUGGACCGUGACGUUCUGUUCCGACUUCUGGGAAUUGGGCUACGCAGACAGGCUGUUCGAUCCACAGGUAUACAAACACAUUGAUCCCGCCGACCUCAACUCAAAGAGACCAUACGAAGCUACCAUCAUACAUGAGUACUUUCAUGUCGACUACAUGGGCUUCGCAAACUUCGCAGAACCCACUCCUGAUGCACCUAAAAUCAUUGAUGAGGAAGGCGUCAUCGAUGGUGUGCGACAGAAAAUCUACGGAGCCACUCUAGCAAACAAGUUCGCAUGGCAUGUCCCCACCGAUUCGGUCAACCUUGCAGUUUCGACAAACGCCGACACCUACGCACUCUACAUCCUCAGCAAAUGGGUCAACAAGAAGUAUGGUGGUAUCUGGAACAAGAAAACUCAAUGGAACGCUCCGGAUCCGAAUGGAGCUGGAUUGAAGCCUCGCAGUGCCAUGGUCGGCAAUGGUAUGGUCACUGGCAACACCACGGACUCGGCGGAGUAG